Molecule: messenger RNA, 1381 nt
Organism: Folsomia candida
Lineage: Eukaryota; Metazoa; Arthropoda; Collembola; Entomobryomorpha; Isotomidae
Product: cytochrome c oxidase subunit 6B2
Exons: 3
Coding region: 919-1206 (95 amino acids)
Cellular component (GO): mitochondrion; respiratory chain complex IV
Source: RefSeq, a predicted model, not a curated record
AAAUAUGUGUAUUUAAGUUAUUGCCGUGAUUUUUUGAUAAGGGAUAAUCUUACUCUGCGUAGAAUCAUUAAUUCAUCACAGCUCGGGAAAGUUUAAUCCACUUAAUCUCUGAUACUCUCUGAUUUCGCAUUAUGAAAGGCGUCAUCGCUAGAUUAUUGGCACAUCUUUGAGUUCAAAGUUUGAACUUGAAACUGAAUCUGAAACCUGUGAAUAUGAAAUGAAACGUGUUGUUAGUAGGUAUGCUAAUUAAUUAACUGGGAUUUUCCAGCAGCUUUGAAAUCAAGUUAGUUUGUGCGUAAGGCUCGUAUGAUAUAUGAUCCUCGUCAGGUUAGAUUAAAUUAACAAAUACAUGCAUGAAGUAAAUUUUAUGAUUUUUUUGUGAUAUGGCCCACACUACUUUCUGAAAUUCAUUGAAAAAUAAAGCUGAAAUUCGGCAUCAAGAUGCCAGAGCACAACAGACUGAAGAAUGAGGUAAAAUUUAGAAAUAAUAAAUUACGAGAUAGCAGGGUGAGUGACCCAUGUUUCUUUGUAGCGUCGAAAGCUCGUAACAAUAAAUUGUUUUAUAUCAACAACCAUGUCUUCCAAGAAUUCUACCAUUAUGUUUUUUGAAGUUUUCCGAGAAAACCUGAAAUUUUACAUGCUAGAUUAUGAAAACAUUUUUGACGAUUACGAAUAUUUAGUAGUUGGAUCAUAAUAACUCUGACUCGGGCUGAGAAUUCUCUGAAUUUUCUGUAAAAAUAUCUGUGUUCGUUGUCAUGCCGUGCAAAUUUCAAUCCGAUUUUCCUAAAAUUUAGGUAGCAUGAUGAAAUCACAAUUUCAAAUUGUCACGUCUGCUUGUCUCAUCACCCAGAAGAAUUUCAGAACCUUUUCUCCGUAUCAUUGUAAUAAAUCUGUGUGCGUGUCGUCAAGAUCGUCAUCAUGAGUGAAGAAGGAGCAGCAGCCGGGGGUGCGGCAGGUGAUGGUGGUGCAGAUGUUGAAGAGUUCGUAUUGGAGACAGCCCCCUUCGACCCUCGUUUUCCUAACCAGAAUCAGACCAAGCACUGCUACACGAGCUUUUUGGACCACAAACGAUGCGUCAAAGCCAGAGGAGAGGAAUUUGCUGCUUGCGAGUACUUCCGACGUGUGUACACAUCCCUCUGUCCAAAUGCGUGGGUGGCCAAGUGGGAGGAGCAAAUCCAGGCGGGGACUUUUCCAGGAAAUAUUUAGUAAAAUUAGUUCUGUACAAAAUUUCAUUAUCUUGCCUUCCAAAUUUGUGCCGUCUUUUUAAUCUGAUACAUAAACACUUGUUGAACAAAUAGGAAUAUGAACAUUUGCUAUGGUAGAAAGGAAGCAUAUGAAUAAAAUCACGGUAAUUUAUAGAUUGAUUCGUGAUACUGCAUGA